Molecule: messenger RNA, 294 nt
Organism: Macrosiphum euphorbiae (potato aphid)
Lineage: Eukaryota; Metazoa; Arthropoda; Insecta; Hemiptera; Aphididae
Source: the annotation of a GenBank genome assembly
AUGGGGUCAGAUCGGACCUGGGACAGACACAUUUCAGAUGUGGAGUGUCACUUGAACAAUGCGUACAAUAAGACUAUAGGUGAUACACCUUUCCACGUUUUGUUCGGGUACUACCCAAGUUUCAGGGAUGGUGUACUGCAUCAUGUCACUAAAGUUGAUGAAUGGGAUUCAACAGCAGAGAUCCAGAAUAAGAUACGAGAGCGCAUUACAAAGGAACACCAGAUGUGGAAGCAACGAUAUGACUCCAGACAUGUUAAACCAAUGCAGUUAGUAUUAGAGAAGUGGUGUUCAUAA